AUGGCUCUGACCCAUCCAAAAUCUCAAUCCCUCAACCAAACCCUCUCCGUCCUCGAAUGUGCCCUCAUUAGAGUUGCUAGCAGCAGAAUCACUGGCACAUUCAUCUAUGUCUUUCUCCACUCCCUUGACACCAUCGAAAUCAAGAUGCAAACUGAAGGUGUCUUAUAUAUUUACAAAAGUAAUCGUGACUCAAAUUUGCGUCCUGCUGCUGAUUUGAUGAUAGGGAGAAUACCUGCAAAAGGCACUCCGAUGAUAAAGUUAGGAUUCGGUUCUGAGGGUACCGGCCUAGUAUGCCGAGUAGGUAUUCGGUUUCUUUUUGCUGAUGGUGGAACCGAGUUGAUUCCUUUCCCAGUACAGAUAGUAUGGAAUAAUCAGCAGUUCCAAGGAACUAUACAGGGGGCAAGAGAAGAAUGUUCUGGAAUCCAUUAUGAGCAAGAGCAGCUGGCAUCUGAUAUUGCAAAUAUGCUGGAAAACUGGCUAUUUAUUGAUGCUGCUUCAAAGGAGGAAUAUAUGAACCUGGACACAUUGAUAAAAAGAUUGGAAACUCAACUCAAUAAGUUGCAUGCAACUAAAUACAGUCACAAGAAUUUAAACGGUGUUUCACAGGCUAAUGUUAUCAAAUAUCUGCAUUCAACAGUUUGUUGCAAAGGGACAUGCACUUGUGAACAGUAUAGCAAGCUGCUAUUACAUUUUGAUGGUUGUCGAUGUGAUGAUUGUCAAAUAUGUUAUUCCUUGAAAUUGCGUGGCACUGAUAUUCUUGAGCAUCAAUUUGAAUUUCCAAAUAGCGUAAUUACGGGUUCUGUUGUGGGAGAAAAUGAUGCCCCUUCUGUUAGUUCUGAAGCCAUGCUACCACCUAAAAAAAGAAGAAAAAUGGAAGGUGCUUUAGGUGUCUCUUUAAUUAAUAAUGCAAGUUCUGAUCAAUUGACUCCAAAAAUGGUUCAACCUUGUUCUUCUGAAGCACUUUCAGAAUUUCAGCAGCACCCAGAACCUCCUCUCUCUUCUAUCUAUUCUGAAGUUACAGAGAGUAAUGUGAAAGAAUUUACAAUUUCAAAUCCAAUGCUUGAUUCGAUAAGCAAUGUUGAGACAAAGAACAAUGUUAUUGAUGAUACAGUUGGGCAGACUUUCAAGAUUGAAACAGUUAUCUCUAAAGGCUUAGAACCUGAUCAUGUAUCAGAGGAACCGGACUUCAAAAGCCAUGAUGUGAAAGCCAACAGCAACUUGAAAGAAACUGUUGUUGGAUCCAAUGCCAAUAUGCAUAGUCUCUGCAAAGACCCUAGGCCUGCAGAUAUAGAGCACAUACAAGGCAGGACCAGGUUCAACAAGGUAAAUGGUACAAAGAGAGUCAUUGAGCCAAAAGCUGAUCAAGACAAGGAAACAAGGUCCUCAAAUCCAACAGUUAAUACUGUUUCCUUAACAGAUUUUUUCACGAGUAAUCAAUUAAUGGAACACAUUAUGAGUCUAAGAAGGCAGUUUGUUCAGAAUCCCACUGAUGAAGAACCAGAAAAUGCUGAUUACAUAUGCCAAUUAUGUGAAAUGGGACAGCUUUAUUUUGCCCAAAUUCCAAUUUAUUGCUAUUGUUGUAGCAGCCGCAUCAAGGAAAAUGCAAACUAUUACCAAAGCAGAGGAGUAGAAUCUGACACACAUCAUUGCUUUUGCACUGUGUGCUAUAAAAAUUCUCGAGGCAGUCACAUCACAUUCAAUGGGACAUCUGUUUCCAAGUCACUUCUUGAUAAAAUGGAAAAUAGUGAAGCAUCAGAUGAACCGGCUUUAGUUGCAGAAAAUCUUUCUGUUAGAGUAGUGCUGUCUGUUGACAAACAAUUGAAAGUGAAGAAAGAAUUUAUGGACAUCUUUCCAGAGGAGAAUUACCCUGCUGAGUUUUCUUAUACAUCAAAAGUUAUUCUUCUGUUUCAGCAGAUUGAAGGAGUAGAUGUAUGCCUUUUCGGAAUGUAUGUCCAGGAGUUUGGCUCGGAAUGUGGCUAUCCAAAUCAGGGUUGCGUAUAUAUUUCGUAUCUUGAUUCUGUCAAGUAUUUUAGGCCUGAAAGAGAGACUAUGACUGGAGAAGCUCUUCGUACCUUCGUUUACCAUGAGAUAUUGAUUGGAUACCUUGAUUUUUGCAAGAAACAAGGUUUCACAACUUGCUACCUAUGGGCUUGUCCACCUUUAAAGGGGGAUGAUUAUAUACUAUAUUGUCAUCCUGUCACUCAAAAAACUCCAAAGAAGGAUAAACUACGGAAUUGGUAUCAUUCAAUGCUAAGAAAGGCUGCUGAAGAAAAUAUUGUUGUUGGUUUAACUAACAUGUAUGAUCAUUUCUUUGUUCCUACUGGAAAUUGUGACUCCAAAGUAUCAGCUGCUUGUUUGCCUUACUUUGAUGGAGACUACUGGUCUGGUGCUGCUAUGGAUAUAGCCAGGAAAAUUGAACAUGAGAGUGGGGGAGAGUAUGAAAAGACGUUGAAGAAACUUGUAACCAAAAGAACUAAGGCCAUGGGACAUGUAAAUCCUUCAAAAGAAACUGCCAAAAACAUUCUAGUAAUGAAAGAACUGGGCCAAAUCAUUUUGCCUGUCAAGGAAGAUUUCAUCAUGAUUCACUUACAGUCUGUAUGCAUACACUGCCAUGAAGUGAUAGUGUCUGGGAAGCGAUGGUUUUGCACUGAAUGCAAGAAAUUUCAGGAGUGUGAAAGAUGCCAUACUAGUAACUCGCACACUUCUAUUGGUGGCAAGAAGCAUACACUUUGUCAGGUCCUCAUGAAUGAUAUCAUUUUUGAUACUAAGGAGAAUGAUAUCAUCCUUGAUAAUGGGUUAUUUGAGGAUAGGCAGAAGUUUCUGAGCUUUUGCCAAAAGAAACUGUUUCAGUUUGACACACUCCGCCAAGCCAAGUAUUCUUCAAUGAUGAUACUUCAUCAUCUAAAGAAUCCUACUGUGCCAGUUGGAACAAAAUGUAGCAUUUGUUUUAAACACAAUAAUGUAUUGCAAUGGAACUGGAAAUGUGAGAUUUGCCCAGAGUUCACUGUCUGCUUUGCAUGCUACAAGGAGAGAGGCGCUAUUUGCCAUGUACACAAGUUGAGUAGAACUUGUUCAGGGAACAAAGAGUCAAUGCAGAACUUGAUGCAGGAACUGCAGGAUGUUAUACUGCAUGCAUCCCAAUGUCACUCAACCAGAACUCGACCAUGUACUUACCCUCACUGUCUUGAAAUUAAAAAGCUGUUUUCUCAUGCAAGUAGAUGCACCAUUCGAGUUUCAGGGGGCUGCCAAUAUUGUAUGAAGGCGUGGAUGGGAAUCACUGCACACUGUAGGAAUUGUAAAGAUUCAGGAUGUGGCGUCCCACGCUGCAUGUGUGGAUAUGAAGAAGCAUGCACGACGGAUAGGAAUGCAAUGAAUCGCAGUGUAGAGCUGCAGUUGUGGAGAGAAACAAAGCACCCACUACUCAUUGAUAACUUUCUCCAUGUAUAUAUUGAUUGA
This is a messenger RNA of Abrus precatorius (Indian licorice), 3456 nucleotides long. RefSeq names its product histone acetyltransferase HAC12-like. Gene Ontology annotation, cellular component: transcription regulator complex; histone acetyltransferase complex. NCBI's taxonomy places the organism in Eukaryota, Viridiplantae, Streptophyta, Magnoliopsida, Fabales, Fabaceae. The transcript has 15 exons. The record is from RefSeq and is a predicted model, not a curated record. Gene Ontology annotation, molecular function: histone acetyltransferase activity; zinc ion binding; transcription coactivator activity. Gene Ontology annotation, biological process: positive regulation of transcription by RNA polymerase II. Bases 1 to 3456 code for a protein of 1151 amino acids.